AUUUUUUGCUAAAUUCUGUCCUGAGUACCUUUUUUUACUCCUUGACUAACACUUGUGUUCACAUUGUGAUCAUUGUGUGUUUUUAAACCUUUCAAAUCGAAUUACAAUGGUUGGUAAGACUCACAAAUGUGGGCAACCAAAUUGUUUGCUCCCCGUUGAGGAGGGAAUUCAGUGUGAUGAUUGUGAAAAGUGGUACCACAAAAUGUGUACACACCUAAGUCCGAUGGCAUACAAAAGAUGCUCGAAGUCUAACUCGCAUUGGCUUUGUGUGUUCUGCUGUACAGAUAAAAAGGUACUAGUUCAGGAGGCUAUGGCCCUAUUGGCUUUGGCCUGCAAGAAAAACGAUAGCACAUGCGCUGACAACACGGGCACUGACAGUGACGAAUGUGUCCGUGUAGUACCUGCUGUUACGCGAUGCCUCAAACGACCGACUCCAACCGACACAAAAGUGAAAUCUCCGUUAACAUCAACAAGGGGAGUAAUACCACCUGGUACUGACAUUGGUAACAAUGCACCUUUAGUGGGAACCGACGAAUUGGAUAAAACCGUCACCGUUCCAAAUAGUCCUAAUGUCCUGAGGGAUGAAAAAUAGACUACGGUACGUGGGAAAUGAAAAGAAAAAAUCUGUAGGCAGUACACAGAUAGUUAGUAACUCACUGAUGGACUCCCAUUGUGAGUCUCUAACUGCACUACCAAAAUCUGGUGGUAAGAGUGAAAGCCAUCCUGGAGUGACUGAGAAGAAAAAUCAAAUAACAUCUAAUAUUAUUGUGAGCAAAUUGCGGGAGUCAAACUACUCUGAUCCUAAAAUUAGACACGCGCAUGAUUUAGAACAGCUAGGAGAAUAUAUUCGUAGUAUUUUACCAGAUAACUCUAAAGGAGUUCAGGUCAAAAAAUUGGUUAGAAUAGGCAAGAGAACUGAUGACAGUGUUGAACCCCGACCAUGCAGACUCCUUAAGG
This is a messenger RNA of Schistosoma intercalatum, 957 nucleotides long. The record is from the annotation of a GenBank genome assembly. Lineage: Eukaryota; Metazoa; Platyhelminthes; Trematoda; Strigeidida; Schistosomatidae.